Molecule: messenger RNA, 3545 nt
Organism: Oncorhynchus gorbuscha (pink salmon)
Lineage: Eukaryota; Metazoa; Chordata; Actinopteri; Salmoniformes; Salmonidae
Product: F-BAR and double SH3 domains protein 2-like
Exons: 20
Coding region: 375-2798 (807 amino acids)
Biological process (GO): neuromuscular synaptic transmission; regulation of actin filament polymerization
Cellular component (GO): recycling endosome; neuromuscular junction
Molecular function (GO): protein binding
Source: RefSeq, a predicted model, not a curated record
GCUAUGUAAAGAAAUAAAAAAUAAAGGAACGUUUUUGGCGCUGUUUUGAUGUGCCAUUUACCCCCCAUCAACACAGGGUGGUGCAGUUGUGCGUCAUUACGCAGGGAAGCCUCCACACCUCUGGUCUCAAUUGGUUUCCCCAUCAUUUCCCAGUCCUCUCUGAAACCCGCCUGCGGUGUUGUCCCGACGAAGUCUGUUAGUAUAGAGUGGGUUUAGCCAGCGCUCGCGUUAAUUAUUUAAUCGCCAGAGUACAAAUCUGACUGUAAUUUUCAUAUCUUCCCUCCGUGCAGACUUGACGAAUUAUCCAGCCCACAUUGGAUGUAUUUGUAAUAAAGAUUUCUUCAGGAAUACGCCAUUCAUAUCAAUGCUUCAACAUGCAGCCCCCACCGAGAAAGGUCAAAGUAACUCAGGAGCUGAAGAAUACUCUCAUAGAGCAGAUGACCAGACUGCACCUCAAACAUCAGACCGAAUGUGACCUGCUGGAGGACAUGAGGGCAUACAGUCUGAAGAAGGGCCAGUUGGAGAGGGACUAUGUCCAGGCUCUGCAGAAGCUGGCCAGUCAGUACCUGAAGAGGGAUUGGCCAGGCAUCAAACCAGAGGACCAAGGCACAGACUACAGGAAUGUGUAUGCUGUGUGGCGGUCCUAUCUGAAGGGGACAGUACAGGUGACUCAGUCUCGCAUCAAUGUGUGUGACAACUACAAGAAUGACAUCUCAGAUCCUGCUAAAACUGUACGGCUAUACAAGGAACAGCAGCUCAACAAGAGUAUAGAACAGUUGAAUCGUAUCCAGGUGGAGCUGCAGGACUCUGUGAAGGACCUGGCCAAAGCCAAGAAGAAAUACUACGACUCAGAACAGGUGGCUCAGGCCAUUCGAGAGAAGGCUGACAUCGAGGCCAAGUCAAAGCUGGGUCUGUUUCAGUCCAGGAUUAGUUUACAGAAAGCCAACGUUAAGUUGAAAGCCAAGAGGAGUGACUGUAACUCUAAAGCAACCCAUGCCAGGAAUGACUACCUGUUAACCUUGGCAGCAGCCAACGCUCACCACGACCGCUACUACCACACAGACCUGCUGCACUGUAUACAGGAGUUGGAUGGCGGGAUAUAUAACCAUGUGAAGGACUAUCUGAUCUCUAUCUGUCAGACAGAGCUGGAGGCCUUUCAGGUCAUACACAACACCUUCCAGUUCCUACUGGACAAAUCCACCCGGGUGAGACAGCUGUGUGGGUGUUUCUGCGUGUGGGUGUUUCUGCGUGUGGGUGUUUCUGCGUGUGGGUGUAAUCCUGUAUAUCUCUUUCUCUCUCAGGUGGUGCAGGAGUUUAACCAGCAGCUCUUCAUGCAGGAGAACCCUGUGUUUCAUAAAGCACAAGACUUCCAGUUCCAACCCAGCGACUGUGACACGACUCUGAGCUCGGUGCAGAAGUUGGUGGACAUUGAGCCUUCGCCCAUCAGUGUCAUGAGGAUGACGCUGGCACAGAGUCGUAAGUUGGAGACAGACACGGGGAGCCCGACAGAGGAGCACAGUCUGAACAAGGAGGCCAGGAAAUGGGCCACCAGAAUGGCCCGAGAACACAAGAACAUCAUUCACUACAAGAGAAGCCUGGAGGAAUGUGAGACACUGGGAGUUCCUCAAACAGAGCAGGGCCGGCUUGAUCUGGAGCUGAAGAUAGAGGAUACCAAAGAGAACAUCCGCAAGGCUGAGACAGUAAAGCUGAAGGCAGAGGCUCGUUUGGACCUGCUGAGACAGGUGGGCGUUGCCGUGGAUACCUGGCUGAAGAGUGCCAUGAACCAGGUGAUGGAGGAGCUGGAGAAUGAGCGCUGGGCUACGCUAAACUACACUACCCACGAUCCCUCACUCUCGGGCCCAGUUGAUCUGGAGCGGUCGGAGGGUGAGGAGUGUGAGGAGAACAUGGAGGUGUUUGAUGACAGCAGCUCCAGCCCCUCUGGGACUCUCAGGAACUACCCACUCACCUGCAAAGUCCUCUACUCAUACAAGGCAUCUCAGCCAGAUGAGUUGAGUAUAGAGGAGCAGGAGAUGUUGGAGGUGAUAGAGGAUGGAGACAUGGAGGACUGGGUCAAGGCGAGAAGUAAGACAGGGCUGAUUGGCUACGUCCCAGAGAAGUAUCUUCAGUUCCCCACUUCUAGCAGCCUACUGAGCAUGCUCCAGUCUCUCGCUGCGUUGGACGCUCGCUCACACACCUCCUCCAACUCCACCGAGCCAGAGAUACACACUGGCAGCAUCAACGGAGACGCCAGCUUGAGUUUUGUGAGGGCGCUGUAUGACUACGAUGGUCAGGCGGAUGAGGAGCUGUCCUUCCCAGAGGGGGCUGUCAUCCAUCUGCUUAACAGAGACACCCAAACAGACGAUGGCUUCUGGGAGGGAGAGUUCAACGGACGAGUGGGAGUCUUCCCUUCUGUACUGGUGGAGGACCUGACUGAGAGCAGAGAGAACAGAGUAGACAAACUGAUCUCUCCAUCUUCGAGGCUGCCCUCCUCGUUGCCCCCCCUCCCUCUGUAUGAUCAGCCCCCCUGCAGCCCCUACGCCACCCCAGACACCCCCACCCCUCCGCUCCUCCCUCGAUCUCCCUCUGUCAAUGGGGAACACAAGCCACCUCCCACAAUGUUCAAGGGACCCACUCACAAUCAUAGUCCAGUGUCUCCAGAGUUCCCCCAGCCCUCCAGGUUCACCCCCGACGGAGGCAUCAGCACACUACGACCUGUCCGUGCAGCACCUCCGCCCCCCAAGCAGAAACCUCACAAACAGACAGAGAAGACUGAGGAGGUGGAGAUCACACUGGUGUGACAGACAGAGAAGAUUGAGGAGGUGGAGAUCACACUGGUGUGACAGACAGACAAGACAGACAAGACAGACAGACAGACAGACAGACAGACAGACAGACAGACAGACAGACAGACAGACAGACAGACAGACAGACAGACAGACAGACAGACAGACAGACAGACAGACAGACAGACAGACAGACAGACAGACAGACAGACAGACAAGACUGAGGAGGUGGAGAUCACACUGGUGUGACAGACAGACAGACAGACAGCAGAGCACAGACCUGGAUGACUGAACUUUGAACUGGGCUUCACCUCUAAGCUUUGAACCCUGGAACCCCCUCCCCCCCUACCUCCCUCCACUGGGAAGAAACAUGGGAAGGAAGAUGGUUCUGUCUCCAAGCAACAAGCCCCUCACCCCCCCCUCUCCCUCUGUGUCAGACUGUCUGUUGCCUUAACUUUGCUCUCAUCAUUUUGAAUGAAAGGAAUUCAACGGGAGGAGGAGGAAAAGGAGAAAUGCUGAGGUGGAGAGUUGAAAUGAGUUUUAUCUGCUAUGUGAGCAGAGUUUCCCCUGUCCUUGCCAUAUAUAGUCAUAUCAUAUGUCUUUAAUGUGUAUUAGUACAGUACAUUACUGUUGUCAUAGGAAUGUUCUGAAUUAUGCACAACGUUUCAUAUUAGCCAAACCCGCUGAAUGGAGUAUCUAUUUUAUAUGUAGUAGAAGUUUAUCCAUAUGUCAACCUGGAAGAGCAUCGUACAUGCAGUUAGA